Molecule: messenger RNA, 6445 nt
Organism: Pecten maximus
Lineage: Eukaryota; Metazoa; Mollusca; Bivalvia; Pectinida; Pectinidae
Exons: 2
Coding region: 423-3542 (1039 amino acids)
Molecular function (GO): protein binding
Source: RefSeq, a predicted model, not a curated record
GUGUUCUUGUUUGGCGACGAGUUCAGCUAUAAUGAAAUAUCUGCGAAAAUAUAUGCAGGUAUGAUAAGUAUAUACAAGGAUUUAUCAACCUGAAGACAACAAAAAUUAGCUGUGUGCCGAUACUGUAAAUGGCGCAAUAUUUCAUACUGUUUAAAUAUCCACUUAUCGGCAUUCAAGCGGAACGUUUAUGGUAAAAUUUGCUAGUAAAGGGAGCCUAUCGAAAACAAAAAAACUACAGUAGUGCAUGUUUUGUCAACAUACAUAAGAUCGCCGAGGAUAAUAUCCUAGAACCGACGAAUAAACAACAUUUAUGAUGAACCACAUCGAUGGAUAAAAAAGGUGCGUCGAACAAAGUGAACGUUCCAUCUCUAUAGUAUGUACACACCAAGUCCAAUUGGGUAUCGCUGUCAUACAUAUUCAACAUGCCGUGGGCGAAUGCGUUACUUUGCGGAAUACAAAUGCAAGAUCACACAGGAGUGCAUAGUCUUCUUCAGUCUGGGACAUCUUCAAACCGAGAAUGUGCUGACUUCCCCGUUCCUCUGCUGAUAGCGAUAGAAAACAGUGAUUUACAAAUGGUGAAACUACUGCUCGAUCAUGGCGCGAUCGUAAACAUACAGGACGCAGAUGGGGAAAGCGCCCUUCACUACGCCACCCAAGAUGAUGUAAAGUAUGAGGUUAUGGAGAUAUUACUCAAGGCCGGUGCUCAUGUCAACUGCGUAAACAAAUGGUCGAGGACGGCACUGCACUAUGUGUGUUAUGGCGGCGAUCUGAACAAGAUAGAGUUACUUUUGAAAAUACCAAAAACACGUGUGGAUAUUCAGGAUGAAAAUGGAAACACGUGUUUACAUGCUUUGAUGACCUUUGAUGAAGGCGAAAUCGAUGACGAUGAAUUUUGGAGGAGAGGUUUGACUAUGCUUAUUGAAGCUUUUGUUGACGUAAACAUCACUAACAAAAAAGGACAAACAGCCUUACACAUGGCAGCGGAACACGAUUUUCAGCCAGAGGCAGUAUUGUCUAACCUUCUAGAUAUCGGUAAAGAUUUUAAAUUUGAGUUGCAAGACGCUGAAGGAAAGAAUUUUCUACAUCUGUACAUCAGUGGCCAAAGCGAAAACACACCUUUUUUGUGCAAACUCCUUAACAAAGGAUUUCAAUCAUUUGUUUCUUCACGUUCUGGGUUCAUCAAAGCUAUCAUAAAUAUGGAAGCUAGGAAUGGCGAAACGCCUUUCUUGAGGUUUAUGUUUGGAUCAAGUCAAUUAGACCUGGACAUUCUUCAACACUUUGUUCAUGCUGGUGCUGAUGUGAACAAACCAAAUAGUUUGGGAAGGACUCCUCUUCACCGUGUAAUGAUGGAAGAAACAAAAAUGAACCGUCAUCUGGUGUGCAAAAUAUUACUGUAUGGGGGCGCCAACACAAACCUCCAGGACGAAUUUGGCUUAACACCAACAUUUUGGGCAAGAACGGUGAAUCAAAUUUCCGUGAUCUGUGGUGCUGGUGCUGAUGUAACUUUCACAGACAAGUUUGGGCGUAAUGCUUUGAUGAAUUUUAUGGUCCAAAGAAACUUUAAGGCAGUACAGGAGUUGGUCUUUAGGGGAUGUAAUGUCAAUAGUGUUGAUACAAACGGAUCCACCGCGCUACAUUAUGCAGUAUGGAUGAAUGAUAUCAACAUGGUAGAACAUCUUUUGGAUGUCGGAGGAGAUAUCUCGGUUGCAGACAAAGAAAAUCGCACUCCAAGUAUGCUGGCUGAUUUAUUAAAAAAUACUCAAAUAUGCGAACUUUUAGAGAAACGACAUUUAAAAACACACAGCAAAGAAGAUGCAGGGCAGAAAAGAGAAAUCAUAUAUGAAAGAGUUAGAUGUUCUUCAAAAAGUCAUUGGCUAGGAAAUAAACUCACUAUGAACUACAAAGACAUCGUGAAAGCUGACAAUAGCAUUGCUACUUUAGAAACACAAGGAUACAAAGCUCAUGAAUUGGCAGAACUACUUCUCAGCCAACCCGGGUCUGGAAAGCUUUUUGACAAUCCGGAAACUACACAAGUCAUUGAUGCCGUUCAACAGCUGGUAAAACAAUUAUCAAAACGAAUAUCAGAAUGUGAUCCAAGAUUCAGGAACGACAUCGUCUCCAUGGGAAGCGCGAGAGAAGGAACCAAAACAGGAUACCCUGAUGAGUUUGAUUUUGUUUGCUGUCUCUCCGAUAUUCUCGAAUAUUGUGAUAUCGAGAACGACAACGGACCGAACAACGAAGGUUUUGUUCGAUUGAAACUGAGAGAAAAUUCCCAUCUUCCCAUUCAAAUGGAAUCGUUCUUUGACAAAAAUGGUUACUUCAAAACAUAUGAUGUAAGGAUGGAAUUUUUCAAGCUUAUCUGGAAUAUUUUGAUGGAAAAAGAGAUGUGGCAGGAUGGAAAAGUCCUAUAUGUCGGUGAUGAUAUGAACAAUGGGUUUGAUCAAACGCCUGUCCUGAAUUUCCAAAUUUUAUGGAUUGGCCAAAUUUUUAAAGGUCUCAAAAUAAGUAUAGACUUUGUCCCUGCAAUACAUGUUAGCAGAAAAAUGGCUGUUUUCUCAACAAGAGACGGUAUUCCUAACCCACAAGAAGCCUUGGAAGCGGGGCUCUUUGUGUUGUUACAUCCUCCAGAUGACAUCAUUUCAAACUGUAGAGACGUCUUUGAAGUAGAAGAUACAAUAUGGUCGAGAACAGAAGCUACCUACGACAAUGAUAUGGCAGACCUUAUCAAAAGUCGCCUUCGUGUGUCCUGUGCACCAAUGGAAGUAUCCUUCCUAGAAUCCCUACCAGACGUUGUGAGAGAAAGUUACGUGUUGGCUAAAAUCAUCAAAAAUGAAUGUCCAAAGGUGAGGUUCGACUCCGAUUUCUUUCAGGAACUAUAUGAUAGAGAUCCAGUUGAAAUUCAGCGACAUGAGAAUGUCCAUUUUGAACCAGGAGAAUAUGACGUAUACACGUCCAUAGUGAGUUCAUUAAAUGAAGUGGCCAGCAGUGAUGAGGAAAACAUUUGGGAUCUGAAUAUCGAAAAUAAUGCGGAACAGACAGCUGAUACAGCAUCAUUGAAUGGCUCCAAUCAACCAUGCUCUUCUGAUGAAGAGCGUGAUAGCGGGGGGACGGAAUCGGCGAAUAGUGGUGAAGAUUCGCCAAUGGAUUCUCUUCGAUCAGAUGAUACAAACAACUUUGAGGAAACUGAUCUAGGACAUGAAGCCAAUAAUGAUAUCACAAGCUACAUGUUAAAGAAUGCUUUGUUUCAUUUGGUUGGAAGUAAUCCAGAAAUAUGCGACAAAGAUUUAAAUAAAGACUCGUCAGGUGAAGGGCGCUUGAAGACCACUGUAGAAUUGACAAUAAAGAUAUUCGAACUACUGACAACAAUGAAUGAAACAUGUGAGCUGCCAGUGUAUUUUCUGCCUCGACAAAACGUGUUCGAAUUCGCAUACGAGUUUUGUCGGUCAAUGGACCAGGAAAAACUGAGAAGAAAAAUUCACUCUGAUGGGAACAGAAGGAAAAUUUUCCUCGAUUUGAUAUUGGCGAUUUUGAGGGUUCAAUGAAAAUUUGAGCCAACUCAAAGAUGCUACAUGAAAAAGUAACUAUGAUCGACUUAAAACAACAAUAGGCUAUUGAAUAUUUUAUACAAUGCAAAGGUUACAUAUGUUACGCUAUUGGGCCUAAUAUCCUUUUUAGCUUCUCUUUUUAUUUUUGUAAUUUAGCAUGAAUAGCUAAUUAAUUCCAUCCCGAAGAUAUUCCAUCGCAAACCCUCAUCCGACUUUAUAUUUUGUAUGAAACUUCCAAUGGGAUCAGUUUAAGGAUGCUGUAAUUAUGUUUGACAUUUUCUGGUGUUAUACGACCUUCGGCAAUAUAUAGCAUCUUUAACAUUAGAAAAGAUUAAUACUGCCUUAAAAACAUACUUAAACCAUAGCUUAAUAUUAGUUAACUAUGCCUGUCAAGAUGUCAAAGCCGAAUGACAUACUUAUGAAUGUCCAUUGAUACUAAGUAAUCGAUUAUUAGAUUGUAUCUAUUCCAUCUUUACAAGUAGACCUGAUAUUUGGUAGUUGAGUUGCUUUUUAAAUAGUACCGAGAACAAAUUAGCUUACUCAUAAUUUGAUAUAAAUAAUACCUAUCUGAGAAUAGCAAAAUAAUGCUCAUUACGUAUAAAACUGGUAUCGACGUUUCACAUAUUAUCUGAUUAAUACGCCAAUCUAAAUACUUAUGAUAAGUUCGCUAUAAUUUAUACUUCGUAUACGUAUGGAAUAAAUCAUUGAUAAGAUAUGUUGCUUAUGUCCAAAUAGAAUAUGUUUAUCAAUGAUUGUAAGGUAGAUGACUUUAUCAUAAGGUAUAUGACAUGACCUGAUAUUAACCUUUCGCUGUGUAACAUCCGUAGCAUAGCCUUUGUCUCAAGCAUUCACCUGUCAUUGAACUCCCAUAACCAUUUCAGUGUAUCAUUUGAUGAUCAAUAAUAGCCACUUAUCAAUUAAUAUGCCUCUCAUCUUUAGUUAUCAUAAUACAACACAUUUUGAUUUAAACCUUUUAACAGCACUGUACUAAGAAAUUUAAACUCUGUGUUACUGUUAUUAAUUGCUAUGUUUAUUUAUGUGAUUUCCUAUCCAAGACUUCAGUAUUGUACAUAUUUAAAACUACCCCACGCGGUAUUUCGUUUACUGUUCUUAUUGUGUCAUGUCUUGACAUAAUUGUUUUACCUAUAUUGUUUUUUAAACGUGAACUAGUUUGGGCUAAAGAAAUAAUUUUGAAUUUAUAGCUAAAUGUUAUUUUGAAUUGAAAUUAAAAACAAAAUAUAUUCAUAUAACGAAACGAUAAGGGGAAGUAACCAGGUAGACAUUCGAUAAGUCGAUAUCCGGUCAAUAUAGAUAUUAUUUACAGCUAAAUGAUAUAUACCCUUCAAUUUCAAACAACGAACAAUCGUAAUAUUGUUGUCAAACAGCCCCAGGAUAAUUUCAUAUUCGGGCUAGAUCAUUUAUCAGCUCACAUGACAAUUGCAUUACUUUCAAUCACGGGUAUUCAGGUAGGUCAAACUAAGUCCGGAACACUUACUUCGUGAGUAAAUGAGUUUAUUAACCAUGUCAAUAGGAUAUAUCAUUAAGAGUUUACCUCGAUAUUUACUUACAAAGAAACCAGUCAGUGACAUAGGAUUAGCGUGCUGAUUUCAAUUGUGUCGUAGAUUUUUACAUAAUUGUUUCAUUACAAUUUCAACUGACAGAUCAUAGCCAAUUAUUUCAAGAAUAAUAUUGUUUUCUUAGUUCAAUAUUGAUACGAAUUAAAAUGUUUGAAAAUAUAGCUGAAAAAUAAGCAUACAUAUAUCAGUAAAACAAAACAUUCAUAGGAAGAAACCAGGUAGAUGCUGGUCGAUGUCGAGCCAAACUACAUUAUAUACAUGGAUAUAUAUGUUAUUACCUGUGGCCAAAUGGUACGUACAAUAACAUUUUUUUAAAAGAAGUGGUGGUGUAGUUACUAAACAGCCUAUAGAUUUAUAUCAAUCAUUUAACUCGGAGGAUAAUGAGAUUGCUACCAAACCUGGGUAGGUAAAAUUUAAAUUCGGAACACUUAUUCAUGAGUAAAUAAGUUCGUAAACCAUGUCGGAUAAAACCAAGAGAACUUGGAAUCCGGAUAUAGAUGAUUUCUUGAUAUGACUAUAGUUCUCAAAUUCAGUUUCGUAUUUAUGUUCACUAAUAUACAAAACGUAAAAUCUCUGUGAACACUGAACUUCGAAUGGUGUUUUGGAAAAAAACAUAUAUUUCUUUUCGCGAAACUCGUUUAUACAUCAGGAAAAUACUAGAAAACAGUUGUUUGGCCUUAUCAGUUGUCCUUAAAUACUCCGAUGAUGGCUUUCGUGACCUUCUAGUAAGAAUGCAACCACGGAUUUUGCCUAGAAUGACUGAUAUUAUUCAGGAACGUGUGCCUUGUCGCUGAAAAGCCCCUUUUUAUAUAGUCCUGAGUAGAUUUCAGGGCAAAAGAAGCUACCUAACAUUGCAAUUCAAAAUAUAUUGAUUGACUAAUUGAUUUUUGGUUUAAUCAAUAAUUACCAAAUGUCACUUACCCGCUGAUUUCUUUCUCAAACUUUACAUGUUAAUGCGUUAUGAAAACGCUAGGUUCCCAUAUGUUCUUGCUCACUAGUUUAGACAUUCCGGUGGGUGUUUGCUAACAUUCUGACCGAUAUGUUUUUUUAUUCACAUCAGCCUUAAUGAUAGUUAUUCAUAACUUAGUUCUAACAAUCUUUUAUUAAACCACUUUCAUUGUUAUUUUCAUUUAAAACAAGUUCAUGGUAUUAAUUUGAAAUUGAAAGUUAAAAUAUUUAUUUUUAAACAAUGAUACAAUAUUAGCACUAUAUGGACAUUUGAUUGCUGAGUGAUGAACCUAUCUGCGAUAAAUAUAUUUUAUGUGUUAUUUUUGAGGAACAUUAAACAUCGACGUUAAUGUAAUUAUUAUAUAAUAUGCUGUU